Messenger RNA from Cuscuta campestris, 2012 nucleotides. NCBI's taxonomy places the organism in Eukaryota, Viridiplantae, Streptophyta, Magnoliopsida, Solanales, Convolvulaceae. The record is from the annotation of a GenBank genome assembly.
UUUUAUUUAACCAAUGGUUAGAACUUGUUAAUUUUAAUUGAAAAAAUAAAAACUGGUUAAUAAUUUAGAGACUUUAUUUUGUAAUUUGUAUUUUGAGAGAGAGAGAACAUAUGUAAUAUUCCAUCUACCUUUCAUUAAUUGUUUGAAUCAAUGCUCACACACACUCUAUCUCUCAUCUCUUCCCUCCAUCUUUCCCUCUUUAAAUCAUCUCAUUCUCCUCCCCAUCUUCUUCCCAUUUUUAUUCCUCUGUAAAUUACACCCCUAAAGGAUCAGAAAAAAUGGCAGGGAAAUCAUCGCCGGCGAAGUUGAAAUAUUUGGCGAACAAUUCUUUAACGUUGUUGUUAGUGUGUGUCUUGUUGGGCGUGGGGCUGGAGGUUUUAAUGUCAGCUCCGGGAGAGGAAUUCCAGAGAUCUUGGAAGUCCAUAACAGAGGCGGUUGACCCAUUCAGGAUUCUGUGCUCUGUUCUGGUCGUCGUCUUCCUCGGAGCUCUCUGUUUCAUGUCCAAACCUCGUUCCGUUUACCUCGUCGAUUACGCGUGUUAUAAGCCGCCGGUCGCGUACCGGGUCCCCUUCUCGACGUUCAUGGAGCAUUCUAGACUCAUCUUGAAGGACAGCCCGAAGAGCGUGGAGUUCCAAAUGCGGAUCUUGGAGCGCUCCGGCGUCGGGGAGGAGACUUCCUUCCCGCCGGCGCUUCACUGCAUUCCUCCGACGCCCACCCUGGAGGCUUCCAGGGAGGAGGCGGAGGCGGUCAUAUUCUCCGCCGUGGAUUCUCUGAUGAGGAAGACUGGGAUUACCCCGAAAGAAGUGGAUAUUUUGAUCGUCAACUGUAGCUUGUUCUCCCCGACGCCGUCUCUGUCCGCCAUGGUGGUCAACAGGUAUAAGAUGAGGAGUAAUGUGAAAAGCUUCAAUCUUUCCGGCAUGGGCUGCAGCGCCGGCCUGAUUUCCGUCGAUCUCGCCCGGGAUCUGCUCCAAUUGUACCCGAAUUCGAACGCUCUGGUGGUCAGCACGGAGAUCAUCACGCCCAAUUAUUACAGGGGAUCGGAGAGAGCGAUGCUCCUCCCGAAUUGCCUCUUCAGAAUGGGCGGCGCCGCCAUCCUGCUGUCCAACAAGCGCCGCGACUCGCGGCGGGCGAAGUACCGGCUGAUGCAUCUGGUGAGGACCCACAAGGGCGGCGACGACAAGGCGUACAGAUGCGUGUACGAGCAGGAGGACGGGCAGGGGAUGGUCGGGAUCAGCCUGUCGAAAGAGCUGAUGGUGAUCGCCGGCGAGGCGCUGAAGUCGAACAUCACGACGAUCGGGCCGCUGGUGCUGCCGGCGUCGGAGCAGCUGAUGUUCCUGUUCACCCUGAUCGGGAGGAAGAUCUUCAGCCCGAAGUGGAAGCCGUACAUCCCGGACUUCAAGAAGGCGUUCGAGCACUUCUGCAUCCACGCCGGGGGGAGGGCGGUGAUCGACGAGCUGCAAAAGAACCUGCGGCUGUCGGCGGAGCACGUGGAGGCGUCGAGGAUGACGUUGCACCGGUUCGGGAACACGUCAUCGUCCUCCCUCUGGUACGAGCUGAGUUACAUCGAAGGGAAGGGGAGGAUGAAGAAGGGGGACAGGGUUUGGCAGAUCGCGUUCGGGAGCGGGUUUAAGUGUAACAGUGCGGUUUGGAAGUGCAACCGGACAAUCCAGACGCCGGCGCCGGCGCCGGCCGCCGAUGAUGGGCCGUGGGCAGAUUGCAUUCAUCGGUACCCGGUGGACAUCCCUGAAGUUGUUAAGCUCUGACUUUGGUGAUAGAGAUCGUCAUUAAUUACCGAUUAAUACACCUCUAUGAUUAUUGAUCAGUGAUUUAUUAAUUAUCAUUAUCACUAAUUAAUUUCUUCUCAUUAUCUCUCAUAUCCUUAGACAGUUAGACUUGGACAUGUUCAAUAAAGGUAUACCAUUCCUUAAUGGUGGUGGGUAAACACCCAAACUAUGAUUAUCACUUAUGAGAAAUUUACCUAAAUAGGACUAAAAUAUAAUGACUUUCCUAAU